Coturnix japonica (Japanese quail) is the source of this 3341-nucleotide messenger RNA. RefSeq names its product ecto-NOX disulfide-thiol exchanger 1 (gene ENOX1). The record is from RefSeq and is a predicted model, not a curated record. Gene Ontology annotation, molecular function: NADH dehydrogenase activity; protein disulfide isomerase activity; RNA binding. NCBI's taxonomy places the organism in Eukaryota, Metazoa, Chordata, Aves, Galliformes, Phasianidae. Gene Ontology annotation, biological process: ultradian rhythm. Gene Ontology annotation, cellular component: external side of plasma membrane; plasma membrane.
CUCCGGGAGCCUCUCCUCCGCUGCACACCUGCCUUGCCAUUUGUCAGCGGCUUUGCUAGGAGGGGAGAAUUUUCCCUCGCUCCCUUACAGCAUCCCUCUCCGGCACACACACACACACACGGAGGCACAGCGCUGUGUGUGUAUAUCUGUGUGCCUGUUUGCAGCGGCGGCCGCCGCCUCUCGGCACCCCGCUCCGCCGUCCCCGCGUUCCCCACCGCCGCGGGGCGUCCUCCGCCCGCCGCAGCGCAGCCGGCCCGGGGAGGAGGAGGAGGAGGAGGAGAAGGAGGAAGAGAAGGAGGAGGCGGCGGCGGCGGCAGCGGCUCCGCUGCUCCGCGGCCGCGCACCGGCAGCGAUUUGGGGCUCUGAAUUUGGAACAGUUUUUGGUUAUAUGCUUCCUGAAACUUGGAGAAUACCUGCAAUAAAUAGGAUUGGCCAUGAGAAUUUGUAACAUUCCUAUGGAAAUACAGUGAUGGGGCCGCUGAGAAGUUACCCUCUUUUGUACAGAGCCUCAUGAGCUGUGUGUGGGCCCUGAGUUCGAUGACAUCCCGUCUCAAGAUGCUGCUAAUACAGUAGCUAAUUAUUCCUAGCUGAAGAAGUCUAACGAAAGCAAAAAGAACUGGUGAAAAAGCAAUGGCUGCUGCAGCUGAUGGUUUGGGAAGUAUAGCUAUAGAUACCACGCAACUGAACAUGUCAGUCACUGAUCCAACAGCUUGGGCCACGGCUAUGAAUAACCUGGGGAUGGUUCCAGUAGGUCUAGCUGGACAACAGCUUGUGACAGAUUCAAUCUGUGUACCAGGCUUUGAUCCAAGCCUUAGCAUGAUGACUGGAAUCACUCCGAUUAACCCAAUGAUACCAGGCAUGGGGUUAGUGCCACCACCACCACCAACAGAUGUGCCUGUAGUCAAGGAAAUAAUUCACUGCAAAAGCUGCACACUCUUCCCUCCAAACCCAAAUCUUCCACCACCUUCAACAAGAGAGAGACCUCCUGGGUGCAAAACAGUGUUUGUUGGAGGAUUACCAGAAAACGCAACAGAGGAAAUUAUUCAGGAAGUCUUUGAGCAGUGUGGAGAUAUAACAGCAAUUCGGAAAAGCAAGAAGAAUUUCUGUCAUAUCCGCUUUGCGGAGGAAUUCAUGGUGGACAAGGCACUGUAUCUUUCUGGUUACCGCAUGAGAUUAGGAUCUAGCACAGACAAAAAGGAUUCAGGCCGCCUUCAUGUUGAUUUUGCUCAGGCAAGAGAUGACUUUUAUGAAUGGGAAUGCAAACAAAGAAUGCUAGCCCGAGAAGAACGCCACAGACGUAAAAUGGAAGAAGACAGACUGCGCCCUCCUUCUCCUCCAGCAAUAAUGCAUUAUUCUGAACACGAAGCUGCUUUGCUGGCUGAAAAAUUGAAAGAUGAUAGCAAGUUUUCGGAGGCCAUCACAGUGCUGCUUACCUGGAUUGAGCGAGGCGAGGUGAAUCGUCGCUCUGCAAACCAGUUCUAUUCAAUGGUGCAGUCUGCAAACAGCCACGUUCGCCGUCUCAUGAAUGAAAAGGCCGCUCAUGAGCAAGAGAUGGAGCAAGCCAAGGAGAGUUUUAAAAAUGCCUUAACAGGGAUCCUGACUCAAUUUGAGCAGAUUGUCGCCGUUUUCAACGCUUCUACCAGACAAAAAGCUUGGGACCAUUUCUCGAAAGCCCAGCGAAAGAACAUAGACAUUUGGCGAAAGCAUUCUGAGGAGCUCCGAAAUGCUCACAGUGAACAGCUCAUGGGAAUCCGCCGGGAAGAGGAGAUGGAAAUGUCUGAUGAUGACAGUGAUGACAAUCCCACUAAAAAGCUGAGAGUAGAUGAUUCAGCUCUAGCUGCCCAAGCAUACGCGCUUAAGGAAGAGAAUGAUAGUCUUCGAUGGCAACUGGAUGCUUAUAGAAAUGAAGUGGAGCUUCUGAAACAAGAGAAAGGACAGCUCUUUCGAACAGAAGAAAGCCUUACAAAGGAUCAGCAGCUACAGUUCCUACAGCAGACGAUGCAAGGCAUGCAGCAGCAAUUGUUGAGCAUCCAGGAAGAAUUAAAUAACAAAAAAUCAGAGCUGGAGCAAGCCAAGGAAGAGCAAACGCACACACAAGCAAUGCUUAAAGUCCUGCAGGAACAGUUAAAAAGCGCCAAGGAAUUAGCAGAAAUCAAUGGGCAUGAUGAAUCUCAGGCAAAUGAAAUCAAUGUACUGACAGUAGCACUGGUCAACCAAGACAGAGAAAAAACUUCUGAGAAACGAAGUCCAGGUCUGAAAUCAGAGAAAGAGGCACUACUAAUAGGUAUCAUCUCCACAUUUCUCCACGUCCACCCUUUUGGAGCUAAUAUAGAAUAUCUCUGGUCUUAUAUGCAGCAGUUGGAUUCCAGGAUCUCUGCAAAUGAGAUAGAAAUGCUUUUAAUGAGACUGCCACGCAUGUUUAAACAAGAAUUCACUGGUGUAGGAGCAACACUGGAAAAGAGGUGGAAGUUCUGUGCCUUUGAAGGAAUUAAAACUGUCUGACUGUGACUAGUAAUGAAGCUAUGCAGAAGAAUUCCUAGAGCAUGGCAGGGUUAUAAAGUAUUAAAGUAAGAAAUUUGGGUUUUGGCACAUAGUAGUAUGUUUUCAAAGUUAUCCAAGCCUAAUUUUAGUUACAUUCGUGACGUUCUCUUGUGAGUGGAAAUGUAGUUGUGCACCAAUUCCUAAAAUAAAAUAAUUUUAAAAAAUUAAAAAAAAACAAAAAACCAACCUUUUGAAAUGUGACAGAUCUGUUUCCUAUGAAAACUGAAGAAAGAUACCGCAGUCAUAAUGAUCUCAAAAUACUACAUGUCCUACAUCUAAGAAAAGCUCAUUGAGCAAACAGUUAAGGAGAAAGAUUGCCCAGCUGUGGUCACUGGGCCGCAGUGCUGUAUAUGUAAUAUGUAGUAAAACUCAUUAAGUUUCGUUAUUGAAAGUUCUUUCUGUUUAGUAAGAGAAUUAAGUAAUUUUACAGUGAGGAAAAGCAUACCAAAAGAAAACUUGAAGAUGUGUCUGAAGUUAUUGUAUUUUGUAAAUUAAGUUAUAUGCUGUACCAGGGAUUUUUGCCUUAUUGAAAGAGGCCUGAAAAUGUGAUUGGAGUCCUCGAGAAUGCUUUAUCAAGAAUAUUAUUUUUCUAAUGUAACUAUUCUCCAUUACAAGUUCUUUUAACAUGGAUUGCAUAUCAAUUUUCAUAAACAUGUAAAUAAGGAGGAAACCAGUGUUACUGUAUUGUAUUUGGUAUGUAACAUUCAGGUUUAUGCAUCAAAAUAAAUAUUCAGUUGCAUUACUGUUACAAAUUUUAUAGCAAAUAUAUUAAUUUUUAUCAAUAAAUAUGACUUCUACCA